This is a messenger RNA of Coffea eugenioides, 1472 nucleotides long. Its product is annotated as peroxisomal (S)-2-hydroxy-acid oxidase GLO3-like. Bases 152 to 1246 code for a protein of 364 amino acids. Lineage: Eukaryota; Viridiplantae; Streptophyta; Magnoliopsida; Gentianales; Rubiaceae. The record is from RefSeq and is a predicted model, not a curated record. Gene Ontology annotation, molecular function: FMN binding; oxidoreductase activity. The transcript has 12 exons.
AGUGUUUGGGUUCUGACCACUCAAUUACUCAUUUCAGUCUGUUCUUCACUCCAUUGUUGAAACUUUUUCUUUGUCUCUCCACUCUAGAAACUUGGAGGCAAGUACACAACAUUUGGUGCAAUACUAUCUUGCUUUUGGUAUUAACGGAUAUAUGGCUGCUGAACCAGUAAAUGUCACAGAAUUUCAAGAACUCGCAAGGCAAGCCCUUCCAAAGAUGUAUUAUGACUACUAUGCUGGUGGUGCUGAGGACCAGUAUACACUUAAGGAAAAUGUGGAAGCAUUUCACAGAAUAAACAUCCUGCCAAGAGUUCUUGUGGAUGUCAGCAAAAUAGACAUUUCAACUAGUAUUUUGGGCUAUAGAACUUCAGCACCCCUUAUGAUUGCCCCAACUGGCGGGCAUAAAUUGGCACACCCUGAAGGGGAAGUUGCAACUGCCAGAGCAGCAGCAGCAUGUGACACCAUUAUGGCUGUGUCCUUCUCGUCUUCCCGCCCAUUGGAGGAGGUUGCUUCAAGCUGCAAUGCCAUCCGCUUCUUUCAACUAUAUGUUUACAAAAGGCGGGAUAUAACUGCUCUACUGGUACGAAGGGCAGAAAGAAGUGGAUUCAAGGCUGUCAUCCUUACUGCUGAUACCCCUAGACUUGGUCGGAGAGAGGCUGACAUAAAAAACAAGAUGAUUGCACCUCCAGUGAGAAAUUUUGACGGUCUCAUUUCAACUGAUGUUGUUACUGAUAAAGGUUCAAAACUCGCAGCUUAUGCAUCUGCUAUGUUGGAUGCUUCUGUCUGUUGGAAGGAUAUAACAUGGUUAAAGUCCAUUACAAAUUUGCCCAUUCUGAUCAAGGGCGUACUCACUCCUGAGGAUGCAAUAAAAGCUUUGGAAGUAGGAGUUUCAGGCAUCAUUGUCUCUAAUCAUGGAGCUCGGCAGCUAGAUUAUUCUCCAGCUACUAUAAGUGUUUUGGAAGAGGUGGUUGAAGCUGUUCAAGGGAAAAUUCCUGUUCUGCUUGAUGGAGGUGUGAGGCGAGGGACGGACAUAUUCAAGGCCUUGGCCCUUGGUGCACAAGCUGUUAUGAUUGGAAGGCCAGUUCUCUUUGGGUUGGCAGCAAAGGGAGAAUAUGGGGUGAAGAGAGUCAUUAACAUGCUGAAGGAGGAGCUAGAGCUAAGCAUGGCCCUUGCUGGAACUUGUACAGUGAAGGACAUCACUCGAGGCCACGUGAGGACGCAACAUGAUAGACUGCUAUGCAAAAUCUAAGAAUUUGUUCAACCGCAUUCCUUUACUGUGUUUUGGGGUGUAGUAGCUUCAAAUGUCCAUGUUUUCUUGUCAAACAAAUUUUGCAGGACUAUGUGCUUGCAUUAUAAACUGCUGGGAAGUCUCAGCUAAUUCUCGGGUAACUAACUGGGCGGUGGAAUGCAUGGAUUUGUCCUUUACUUUCUCUGAUAAAUGAAAGGAAGCAAAUGGAUUUUCAAGACAAAUGGAA